This is a messenger RNA of Cataglyphis hispanica, 1917 nucleotides long. Its product is annotated as TELO2-interacting protein 2-like. NCBI's taxonomy places the organism in Eukaryota, Metazoa, Arthropoda, Insecta, Hymenoptera, Formicidae. Gene Ontology annotation, cellular component: centrosome; cytosol; nucleoplasm. The record is from RefSeq and is a predicted model, not a curated record.
GGGAUACGGAAAACAAGAUGGACACUGCUAGAGGUGGUUCAGGGAUAGAUUAAUGUAUACAGUACAUGUACUCUCUUCACGCGAUUAUACAAGAUACAUCAUCUCGACAUGUCGGAACGCUGAGCAUUUCCGUGCACGAGACUAUUUCGCGAGGGAUACAUGCAUUUUUUCGCAUCUCCGUAAUUAUUUGCAAUCCUCAUAAUUCUCAAUUUCGCGCCCUCGCGUUCGUAUCUGCUGCGUCGCAUCCAGUCCCAUCGUCACGUCACAUAUACGCCGUAGGCGAGACCGACCGAAAAAUCGAAGCCGGUGCAAUCUCGAUGACAGAAUGUCCUUCAAACAGCUGAGGCAGGUAAUUAUUUCGGGAAACGAUUUGCGAAAUAAUCUCGGCGUGUGAGAUACGCCUGGAAAGAAUUGCGACUACAAAAGAACGUGUCCCAUUCGGGUCUGGAGUCAUCAAAUCUUGAAAAUCUAACUGAGUAACGAAAAUGGAUAAUCUACUGAAGCAGCUGGAGACAUUAAAGAUCAGGGGAGAUUUCUGCGAGGAUGAUUCAUGGACACCAUGUAUAGAUCUGAUUCAGAAGAGUUUUGCGCCUCAAAGAACGAUCGGGAUGGAACGUCCAUGCGAAGAGAAGGAUUUCAGGGAAUACCGGCUUGUUGUGGAGAGAAACCUGCACAAUGUCAGGUCUAUGCUGCAGCAUAUCUCCAACAGUGCAGAGAAGCAUUUGCAGCUAUGCAACGCCACAGGGACAAUUAAAACAUUUGGCAUGAAUUUGUUAUUACUUAUCGGUGAGCACAAUGAGAGGAAUAUUUGGAAUACAGCUGAGUGCGUCUCUAUUUCCAAGGAAUUACUAGCUGGCUUCUAUGAUCUGUACUCCUGUCAAAAUGUCUCCCAAUUUUUGUCAGAAGAUGAGAAUUUGAUUAGCUUAUUGUUGUUGCUAAGACCUAAGUUAUUAAAGGAUACCUGGAAAACUUAUCCAUCAGCUGUGGCAUGUUACAGAUGGAUCUUACAAGAAGCAGAGAAACCAAUUUUAUUUAAUCAUAUCGGAGAUGUUUUGCCAACUGCACUAAUCAUUCUCGAUGACUAUUUUCCUGACAAUGUAGUGAUAGGCCUGGAAUGUAUGUACCAGAUUAUACAGCAUUCCUAUAUGAAAAAAGGACUGAUAGAUACUGGCUAUGCUAAGGCAAUCUAUCACACUCUGGAACUUUUAUCCCGUCAAAAGGAAGUAAGAUAUAUUAUUCCUUUGUAUUCCUGUAUGGCUAGUCUUUUAGCUACUAUUGAACAUUGGGAUAAUACUAUAAAUUUAUUUGAGUGGACGACGCGCGAUGACGUUCUUUCCACUUUAAUAGACAAUAUGGAAUUUGAACAGAAUAUCGAAUUACGACAUGCAUACAUGUCAAGUUUACCUCAACUCAUUACAAAUAUAGGCUGUGCCAAAUGGUGCGAAGCUCUCACUCGCGUACUCGCGGAAUACUGCGAACAUCAUACAGAUUUAAGAACAUUGAAGGCAACAUUAGAGACUGCAAAGACGUUCCUCUUGAUGUUUCGCCUGCGAGUGGCAGCCCACUGUACUCCACUUUACACUGCAUUCUUGAAGCUGCAUUUCGAUUUGACGGAAACACCAGUGUUCGAUCGUGCAAUUAUGCAGAAUCUGGAAGAUUGUAUCUGCAUGCUAUACCAACUUUCACCGAAUGUAGGCCGUGCGGUAAUGAACGAUGUUCGAAUGCGUUCGGUACUCAGCAGUAGCUUGCCGGUGGCCUGCCAAGCUGGCGAUAUCAAGUAUUUUGAAUAAUUUAUGUGACGCGAAUGCAGUCGCGUAUUUGUAUAUACAGUGUAUUCUAUAUCAUAAUGUGUGUGAAUGCUCCGAUAAAAAUAUUUUACUCUUUCAUGUAAAACUAUAUAAUACAUAGAUAAAAUGC